AUGUGUAGCGGCGAGCACAUGAAAAAUUGUGCCAGCUUAUUGGCUGGGGAAUCGUUUUCAUACAAUCAAAUUCUCCAAGCGACAGAUUGGUUCAGUGAAUCUAACCUCAUCAAGCAUGGUAGCUCUGGGGAUCUCUUUUAUGGAGUUUUGGAAGGAAGAACUCAAGUGGUAGUUAAAAAAAUCGAUCUUUCAUCGGUCAACAAAGAAUCCCUUUUCAUAGCAGACUUGGAGGUUCUUGGAAAGGUUUCUCAUCAUCAUAGAUUCGUCCCACUGGUUGGUCAAUGCUUGGAGAACGCGAAUGAGAAGCGUUUGGUUUACGAGCAUAUGGCUAAUAAGGAUUUGUCGACUUCUUUGUCUAGAAAAAUCGAAUCAGGUAAUCGUAGAAAAUUACCAUUCCUGGACUGGAUAACAAGGUUGAAGAUAGCAACUGAAGUUGCUGAGGCUUAUCUUUACUAUUUUAGCGACAUUCAAGCAAGUAGCCUACUUCUCGAUGACAAGUUUGAGGUGAAGUUAGGAAGCCUUUAUGAAGUCUGUGCAGAAGAAAAAGACAUGCGUCAGACUGCUACUUCAGAAAAAGAGAUAAGUGCCAUGGCAUUUGGAGAAGGCACUUUUGCUGCAGCACCAACAACUUCACUGCUACAAGAUAUCAAGAGGGCAUCGGUCAUUUGGGACCAAGAAGCUGGUAGGUAUGUUUCUGUCCCAGUUCCAGCUUCAGAUACACGUGGUAGAUCAUUCGUACCUGAAGGGUCAAAGACAAGUACAGGACUAAAAAAUGAUGACAAGAGGCCAGUAACUUUUUUGUCUCCCGGUACAUCUAAUGACAGUUAUGCAUCAUGUGCCUAUGAUGUUUAUAGCUUUGGAAAGGUUCUGCUUGAGCUAGUCACUGGAAAGCUGGGUUUAACUGCCACAGAUGAUUCCGCAUUGAACGGUUGGAUGGAAAAUGUGCUGUCUUAUAUUCUCCCUGAUGAUGUGGAAGUUGUUGUAAACAUCAUUGACUCGUCUUUGGUCAGAGCUAAGCAUCUUUUGGCCCAGGCAUGGGCUGUUUCUUUUAUUGCUAAGGCAUGUCUCAGUCCUGAAUCUUCUGAACGACCCCGGAUGGCUCAGAUACAUCUUGCUUUAGAGCAUAUUGAAUCAGCAAGUUUCACUAAUAAAAACCUCAACUUUACCGGUAAUCAUGACUCAGUUAGAUCUGCAGCUAUGGAGAUUGCAAAGAUACUUUGGGGAUGCAAAAUAGUAGGAAGGACAGCACAGGCAACUGCUUCUGGAACAACUCUAGGCGGAGGCACUGCCUCAAGGAACCAUCGAAUCUCAGAAGCUGGUGACUUUGAGGAGACCUAUCCAAAUGGAGGGAUUUUCUCUCAGCUCAAUUUAACUAUUUUCUAUUAUGCAGAACUCAAGGCUGCAAUUAGACAUUUUGGAAGUGAUAUAGGGAUGAGAGAACUGGAAUUUGGUAGAGUAUACCAAGCAUGGCUUCAAGACAAAUCCACGUUGAUGCAUGGCAAGGGAUCCAUAGUUGCUGUUAGAAAUUUGUCCUCCGAAACUAAGCAGCUAUUAAAGUCCCGUAUAAGCUCACUUGGAAGACUUUCUCAUCCUAACCUAGUCAAGUUCCUUGGAUAUUGCGAGGACAAAGAGCUAUGUGUUGUCCAUGAAUUUAUGCAAAGUGGCAGCCUAGACAACCAACUCUUUGGAGCGGGCUCUGAAGUUCAGCCACUUUCCUGGGACACAAGACUUAACAUUCUAAUUGGAGCAGCUCGAGGCCUAGCAUUCUUGCAUGCAACACAGGAGCAAGGUUUUUAUGAAUAUUUCGGUACCUCAGACAUCUUGCUUGAUGGUGCUUACAAUGCGAAGAUAUCGGGUUUUGGCACUGCAAAGAUAACCCCUCUAAGUUAUCUCUAUGAUGUACAUCCUAAUUUUUUUAGGAAUGGAAGAUAUGUUGAUGCUCCUCCUGAGAAUGUCUUCCCAGGUGCAAAUGCAGGGCUUAUGAAUGUGAAGAGUGAUGUGUAUGGUUUUGGUGUGGUAUUGGUUGCAAUGCUAACAGGUUUAUCUACAAAAGGGAGACAGCGGCUUAAUUGGGGUGAAAUCAAUCCAGUUCUGUGCUUUAUGGAUCUCAAAAGAGACAGAUUGGAGAAAAUUAUGGAUCCAAAGCUAAAAGGCCAAUAUUCUUUUAAAGUUGCACAAAAAUUAGGUUCUCUUGCUUCCAUUUGUCUUCAAUAUGAUCCUGAAUUCAGACCAUCGAUGAAAGUUGUUGUCGAGGUACUUGAACAUGUUGCAGCUGCUAAGGUGGAAACACAAAAGCCCUGGAUAAAUCAGAAAGCUCAUCAACAGGUCCAGCAACUUUAGCAGUCUCAAUAGUUCUAGAAUUCUAUCAAUGCUUUAAUGAAAUCCAGCCGAUAAUAGC
Messenger RNA from Coffea eugenioides, 2398 nucleotides. RefSeq lists its product as uncharacterized. Lineage: Eukaryota; Viridiplantae; Streptophyta; Magnoliopsida; Gentianales; Rubiaceae. The transcript is spliced from 12 exons. The coding region runs from base 1 to 2340 and encodes 779 amino acids. Gene Ontology annotation, biological process: protein phosphorylation. The record is from RefSeq and is a predicted model, not a curated record. Gene Ontology annotation, molecular function: protein kinase activity; ATP binding.